Messenger RNA from Exophiala dermatitidis NIH/UT8656, 1080 nucleotides. RefSeq lists its product as uncharacterized. The record is from RefSeq and is a predicted model, not a curated record. The coding region runs from base 1 to 1080 and encodes 359 amino acids. The transcript has a single exon. NCBI's taxonomy places the organism in Eukaryota, Fungi, Ascomycota, Eurotiomycetes, Chaetothyriales, Herpotrichiellaceae.
AUGUCGAUGCUAAGCGGCUUGAAGCGGUUGCUCGACCAAAAGCGCAACCCACCCAAACCGGCCACCGAAUCAUUUGCUGGCCGGACUAUCCUUUUGACAGGAGCAACUGGUGGUCUAGGCCUAGAAGCGGCGAAGAAACUCGUCGGCCUGAAUGUCUCGAGACUUAUCAUCACGGCCAGGAGUGAGGAAAAGGGCCAAGCUGCGAAGAAGCAGAUCGAAGCACGCCUUCGGGCAUCCAAGGGAACAGCCGCCAGCAACUCGACUGAGAUUGUUCCUCUGGUGCUCAACAUGAGCAGUUUUGACAGUAUUCAAACAUUCGUCGAGACGCUCAAGUCCAGAGUUCAAAAACUUGACGGAGCAAUCCUCAACGCGGGAACGUUGCAGGCCUCCUACGUGCAGAGCGCCGACGGCUGGGAAGAAAUGCUCCAGGUCAACGCCCUCAGCACGUUCUUACUCGGCUUGUUGCUGCUGCCGCUUCUCACUGCGUCGGCAGAAGACAAUGACGGCAACAGCCCCACGAAUUACAAACCUCACUUGACAUUCGUCUCUUCCGGUACAGCUUGGACAGUCAGCCCCGCAAAGAUGACGGUCUUCAUGGGAAGCGAAACGCCACUUGAGGACCUAAGCUCCCAGAAGCACUUCCCACCCGGGACGUUUGGUGGACAAACACAGUACGCACGGACGAAGCUUGUUCUCGAAUAUGCAGUGCGCCACCUGGCCGCCUUGCCUUCGCUCAAAGGCCCCGAUGGGCAACCAAGAGUCAUCGUAAACACAGCCUGCCCAGGAAUGUGCAAGAGCGAUCUGGGGCGACAGAUGAUGACCAACCUCAUUGUAAAGCUCCUCAGCUGGAUUCUCUUCACUGUCUUUGCUAGAACAGCGGACCAGGGAGCGAACACGUUCGUUACCGCCUUGACGCAGGGCGUCGAGGCCCACGGAGAAAUGUGGAAGGACGAUCGGGUAUACGAGCCUGGUCCAAUGUGUGCGACCGAGGAAGGUUGCAAGUUUGGCGACAGGGUGUGGAGUGAGCUGUUGCAAGUCAUGGUCAAGGCAGACACCAGGACCAAGCUUUUCUUGUCCUGA